Paramisgurnus dabryanus is the source of this 1290-nucleotide messenger RNA. It is a transcript of the gene med27, whose product is annotated as mediator complex subunit 27. Gene Ontology annotation, cellular component: mediator complex. NCBI's taxonomy places the organism in Eukaryota, Metazoa, Chordata, Actinopteri, Cypriniformes, Cobitidae. Gene Ontology annotation, molecular function: transcription coactivator activity. Gene Ontology annotation, biological process: regulation of transcription by RNA polymerase II. The record is from RefSeq and is a predicted model, not a curated record.
CAGCGGCACGAGCGGCAGCAAUGGCGGAUGUUAUGAAUGUUGGUGUGAAUCUUGAGGCUUUUUCACAGGCGAUUAAUGCCAUUCAGGCACUUCGGUCGAGUGUCACUAGGGUGUUUGAUUCUCUUAAAGAUGGGAUGAAGAAUAAGGAAACUCUUGAGGGGCGGGAAAAAGCCUUUUUGUCUGAUUUCCAAGAUCAUUUACAGUCAGUCAAUCGCGAUUUAAAUGAAUUGGAGCGUCUCAGUACGUUGGUUGGCAGGCCAUCAGAGAGUCACCCAUUACACAACAGCGGACUGCUUAGUUUAGACCCAGUACAGGACAAAACCCCUCUAUACAGCCAGCUGCUCCAGGCAUACAAAUGGUCCAAUAAAUUGCAGUACCAUGCAGGCCUGGCCUCCAGUCUUCUAAAUCAGCAGUCACUCAAACGAUCAGCCAAUCAGAUGGGAACAUCUGCCAAGAGAAGAACUAAAGUCCAGCCCAGCACCCUUGUCCUUCCAACACAAUACGUGGAUGAUGUCAUAUCCCGAAUUGGACGAAUGUUUCCUGAUUUGUCAAUCGAGCUCUUCCGCCCCAACGGGACAUCAGCAGUUCUCCUGGUCACACUGGGGAAGGUUUUAAAAGCCAUUGUGGUAAUGAGGAGCCUUUUCAUUGACCGCACAAUUGUCCGAGGUUUCCAUGAGAACGUCUACUCGGAGGAUGGAAAGCUGGAUAUAUGGUCAAAGUCCAAUUAUCAAGUAUUUCAGAAGGUCACCGAUCAUGCAACCACAGCUCUUCUGCACUACCAGCUUCCCCAGAUGCCUGAUGUUGUGGUUCGCUCUUUUAUGACUUGGUUGAGAAGCUACAUUAAGCUUUUCCAGACUCCGUGUCAGCGGUGUGGCAAGUACCUGCAGGAGGGUCUUCCUCCGACAUGGAGGGACUUCCGAACUCUGGAGGCCUUCCAUGACACCUGCAGACAGUGACGCCGCCUCUCGAGCACAGCAUUUCAUAGCUUGACUUGGAAAAUGAGACUUUUCCAUGUCCUUCCGGUUGUCUGUGAACAGUUUUGUAUUUAUACUGAAUAUGGACUGCUGUUGAAAUAGACAGCCUUGCCACAUUUCUUAGAUGAACAUUAUUCUCCAAAUAGAUAUCAUUUCUUUCUAUCAUUUCUUAAAAAAACUGAAUAAUGUGUUUGGAAAUGUAAAGAAUGAGAAAAUAUUUUCUAGCACACAAAUGUUAAUAUUCAGUAUUUUAGGCAAGUUGUUCCUUGGUCUCUGAAAACCAUGUAUGCAUUUUUUUUUUACAAAUAAAUAAACC